GUUUUCUUGCAAUGGUUUUCGGUGGCGGCUUCAAAUUUUUAGUGGGAGUGGGAUGUGGUGUCUAUGUAGCUCAGAACUACAACGUUCCAAAUGUCAAGAAGCUGUUCAACACGUAUGUUUUCCUGGCAAAGCACGUUGAGGAAACUUACCGUAAGCCGCCGAAGAAAGACGACGACUGAUUAUCAUACCCAUGGCGAAAAGAAGUAUAUACUCUGACAUUACAGAAACAUGAUCUGCGUGAAUAUUAAAGUUGUUAUGAUCUUUUCAAGAGCUGAGAACACCAGCUGUGAAGUUUGUCAUGGCAAGGUUUGUGGAUCUUUAUGAUAAAACCUUAGUGUUUUUUAACGUCUGAUUCAAAUAUUAUGGCACUGGUAGAAAUUUCAUAAUAAGUGGGUGUCUGGCAACUUACCAAAAGUGCCCUGA
Aegilops tauschii subsp. strangulata is the source of this 423-nucleotide messenger RNA. The record is from RefSeq and is a predicted model, not a curated record. Lineage: Eukaryota; Viridiplantae; Streptophyta; Magnoliopsida; Poales; Poaceae.